This is a messenger RNA of Pundamilia nyererei, 2838 nucleotides long. Its product is annotated as leucine-rich repeat serine/threonine-protein kinase 1-like. Gene Ontology annotation, molecular function: ATP binding; protein kinase activity; protein binding. NCBI's taxonomy places the organism in Eukaryota, Metazoa, Chordata, Actinopteri, Cichliformes, Cichlidae. Gene Ontology annotation, cellular component: cytoplasm. Bases 27 to 2225 code for a protein of 732 amino acids. The record is from RefSeq and is a predicted model, not a curated record. Gene Ontology annotation, biological process: signal transduction; protein phosphorylation. The transcript is spliced from 12 exons.
UUUCUGUCUUCAUUGUCUUAGACACCAUGGUGAAACACCUCCAGUCUGCAAAUGCCUAUCGGAGUUUUGCUGAGUUUCGCCAGGAAUCCAGUACAUUGCACUCUCUCCAGCAUCCCUGCAUUGUCUCGCUAGUGGGCAUCAGCAUUCAUCCACUCUGCUUCGCCCUACAGUUAGCCCCCUUGGGUAGCCUCAACACAGUGUUGGAGGAAAAGCACAAAGGCAAAAGCUUCAAGUACAUGCCGCUUGGACACAUGCUAACCUUCAAAGUAGCCUAUCAGAUUGCAGCAGGACUGGGAUACCUUCACAGAAAGAGCAUCAUCUUCUGUGACCUCAAAUCUGAUAACAUUCUGGUGUGGUCUCUGGAGGUACAGGACACGGUCAAUGUUAAACUGUCUGACUAUGGGAUCUCUCGACAAUCCUUCCAUGAGGGGGCUUUGGGAGUUGAAGGCACACCGGGCUACCAGGCUCCUGAGAUCCGACCAGGCAUCGUGUAUGAUGAGAAGGUGGACAUGUUCUCCUAUGGCAUGGUGAUGUAUGAGCUCCUGUCUGGGCGGAGGCCAGCGCUGGGACACCACCAGCUUGAGAUAGCAAAGAAGCUCUCAAAAGGUAUUCGGCCAGUGCUGGGUAGUCCACAAGAGGUUCAGUUCUGCUGCCUGCACAACCUGAUGACUGAAUGCUGGGACACUAAACCUGAGAAGAGGCCAGUGGCAAUGCAUUGUGUGAGGCAGAUGAAGGAGCCUAGCUUCGCCUGCCUCAGGUAUGUAUUGCCCUGUGACGUCAACUCUCAGCUCUUCCUGUCCCAGCUCCAAGGAUAUAGUGCUGUGUUCUGGAAUGACGAUAAGGAGGACAGGAACUACAGUGUGGUGAAUGUUAACAAGGGUCAGGUGGAGGUGAAGAGGAUGGCCUGUCCAGGUAGCAGGAUUAGCUGUCACAUGAAGAUGGGGAACACUCUGUGGAUGGCAACUGAGGAACAGGAGGUGUUCAUCUACAGUCUGAAGGACAUGUGUCCACUCAGUCAACCCCAGAAGCAGUUCUCCUGUCCCGCCAUCAUCACUUGUUUGUUUCCUGUUUCAGCGAGGGAGCAGAGCCUGGACAAAGUGUUUGCAGGGAUGUCGGACGGUCUGUUGGCGGUGUAUAACGUAGUGGAGGACCUUCCACUAGAAGGAGAAACAUACAUCUGCUCCCACACCCUGAAUAAGACAGUGUUUGGUCUGAAGGAUUCAGAUCCCAGGCAGAGACCUUAUCCCAUCAGGACCAUGGCUCUCGUUGGCAGUGGAUCCCAGUUAUGGUUCUCCAAUGGCCCGGGCCUGCUAGUUAUAGACUGUCUGAGUCUUCAGGCAGUUUAUAGGCUGGAGACCUAUAGCCCACCAUCUUCCGUCAUAUCUUUGGAAACCAGCUUUAGUCUAUGGGGAGAAGAAGCAGUCUGGACUUUGGAUGACUACACGAACACCCUCUUGCUCUACCAUGCUGCCUCCUACGAGCUCUGUGCCAAGUACUGCUGCGGGGACAGCAGUCCUCUACGGAGUGUCUUUACUGUGCAGCGUCCCGCGGGGCUAACACCAAUGGCAGUGACCGAUCUCAAAUCCACACACCAGAAAGAGAAGCCAGAGUGGUCCAAUGAAAAAGUGACAUUGAUCUUCAAUGAGCAGGCAGGUACUCAGAUGAUCCAGCACCAGGAUUCACUCACAGACUACUGUUCUAUAUCAUCUGCUUGCUCCUUGGAGCCAGUAGAGUUAGACUCUUCAAGCAGCAUAGACCACAGCUCGUUUGGCAGCUGCAGUGGUGUCUUACAGCCUGCAGACCUGGAGGAGAUAGAGAGGAACCACAAACGCCAGUCAUCCUCCAAAUCUUAUGGUCUGGAAUCUGCAGAAACUAUGAACCCUACCGCACCUCAUCUUCAAGCUUUCUCAGUGCUGCAAGUCAAUGGAACUCUAUGGAUCCCCAGGCGUGGAGGUGAUGUGAUGGUCAUCGAAAUACAGCCACUUGCUAAUCAGCUACAGGGCCGCGUCAUUGCUGUCCUCACUCCGCCUGGAUGUUCGUAUUUGGGAAUCCUGAGGGAAGCAGCGCUAGUGGCGAAGGACACAGUCGUAUGUGGUUUUCAGAAGGAAAACAUGGAGUGGUGCCUGUGUGUCUGGAGGGCCUGGGGCUGCUCAGAGCUGGAAGUCUUCUACCAGUCCUAUGAGAAGCUGGGCCACUUGGAGACCAACAUGAGGAAAAGAAAGUAGUGGUUUUGUUGCAACAGCAAGGUGCAUAAUCCAAUCUCUGUAUGGCAGCUGAGCCAAGGGGAAUGCACCCUGACAGACUGCCAGUGUUCAGAGUUGGGGGUUGUGGAGCACUGACAUCAGGGCAACCUGUGAGGCAAACCGGGUCUCCAAUGAGGGAUGAUCUUGAAGCUGGACACCACUGAAUACUUCAGUACAAUCAUAACUUUAAACCAGAAAAAUUCUGCGAAAAUAUAAAAACCAUGAAGCUGAAUCACAGAAUAAACUUUGGUUGAUGGUUGUGAUUCAGUUCAAGAUGUGGUUGAGUAUGUUGUGAGGUGUUUGAUGCUGACUGUACCCCAUCAUUGUUUCUUAGCCUGUUUCAGUCUUCCUAAAGCUCAGUAUACGUUCUGGAGGUGACACAGUGCUGGGAGACUCUGAAACAACAGACACCGAUUAUUUAAAUUAAGUGAUUUAAGAUAGUGCUGUUGUUCCAACUCUGUUGCUGUAAGCAGACAGCAAGUCGUAAAUGUGUUGCUGGCUGUUAUAGUUUAAGUCUAUAUUGGCUAAAUUUCUUCAGUUUUGUUUUAAACGGUGCCAUGUGAACCUGGAUGCAACCUGCAGCUCAAACUGUAAA